This is a messenger RNA of Trifolium pratense (red clover), 1184 nucleotides long. RefSeq lists its product as uncharacterized. Lineage: Eukaryota; Viridiplantae; Streptophyta; Magnoliopsida; Fabales; Fabaceae. The transcript is spliced from 2 exons. The coding region runs from base 191 to 964 and encodes 257 amino acids. The record is from RefSeq and is a predicted model, not a curated record.
AAUUUACCAAAAAAAUAUCAUAAAAAGCAGGGUCAAACUCAAACAAGCCCAAAAAUAUCCUAAUCCAAACCCAUCACACAUUUUCCCGCUUAAUAACUCAAUUAAUCCAAUUAUCCACAACAUAAUCUCUUUUUCACCAUAAAUUCAAUUUUUCCCGGAAAAACCAAAAUUUUCUCGCUCAAUUUUCUAAAUGGCUCUUCUAAUUCACUCCCGGGAGAUGCACGUUGCCUCUCAAUUCGCACAAAACCCUAACCCUAAACUGAGGAAACACCACAGCUUCAAACCCUACUCAAAAUUGAACGCAAUUAGGUCAAAGCAUGGGGUGAAAAUUUCUUGCGAAGUGAAGGAUUGUGCAGUUUUGGAUUUGGAUUCGGGUUUCGAUCGGAACGUGAAGCAAUACGGUCAGUUUUCGGUUCCGGUGAAGAGUGGUUCGAGGUCAAGCAAAGAGGAAGAGGAAGAAAAACAGAAUUACUAUGUGAAUUUGGGAUAUGCUAUAAGAACUUUGAGGGAGGAGUUCCCUGAUCUCUUUUACAAAGAACUUAGCUUUGAUAUCUAUAGGGAUGAUAUUGUAUUGAAGGAUCCCCUGAAUACAUUUAUGGGUAUUGAGAAUUACAAAUCGAUUUUCUGGAACCUAAGAUUUCAUGGCAAGAUAUUUUUCAAAGCUUUGUGGAUAGUCAUAAAUAGCGUGUGGCAACCUGCUGAGAAUGUCAUUAUGGUUCGCUGGACCGCUCACGGUAUCCCACGGGUUCCAUGGGAAAGCCGCGGUAGGUUUGAUGGGACCUCUGAGUAUAAACUUGACAAACAAGGCAAAAUUUACGAGCACCGGGUUGACAACAUUGCUUUGAAUAAACCUCCUCCUAGGUUUAAAGUGAUAUCCGUGCAAGAAUUGAUUCAAUCUCUUACCUGUCCGUCAACCCCAGGACCAACUUACUUUGAAUUAUCUUCAUCUAAUAAGAGAAAGUAAAGAUACACAUGCUCUUCAAAAAGUUUUGGAUCCAAUUGUACAUAUUAUAUGUUAUACAUUAAGCUAAGAUAUCUAGCAUCUUGUUUUAUAUGUAUAUGAUGGUGCCCAGAUCUACUGGCACCAGUUAUAGGGUCUCAUGGUUAUAUGUAACUAGUUGAGUUUGAAAAGCCUUGUAUAUAUAAUGCAAUUCCUACUUUAGUCUUUCUUUAUCUUCAUCUCA